Molecule: messenger RNA, 4136 nt
Organism: Schistosoma rodhaini
Lineage: Eukaryota; Metazoa; Platyhelminthes; Trematoda; Strigeidida; Schistosomatidae
Source: the annotation of a GenBank genome assembly
GGAUUUCCUCUGAAAGUAAAAAGAAAUGAUAUCACUAUCUGUAUGUUGUGAAGCCGAUAAUUAUGAAUGCCUAUAGCAAAGAAAAGACCAGCUUUCGUCAUUUGUUCGUCCGGUCGCCUCAUUCAUUGGAAGCGAUAACACAUGCAGAAAGGAUAGGAAUGAUUUCGAUAUUUGUAAGGUUUUGAAACUGCUUACUGAUCCUCAUACUGAUUUUAUGUAUGAGAGGCAUAAAAUAGCGUUAAGAAAUUUGAGGAAUGCGAAUUCGCUUGGUGUUAAAAUAUCUGAACUUGUUUAUUAUCAAAAUAUUUUAAAAGUCUGCGCUGAACGUGCUUCCUAUUUACCGGAUAUAUAUCAUCAAAUUUUGAUUGAAUUAAUUCAAUUAUGUAAUAAAUCAUUUUUAAAAAAAUUUAAUUCCGAUGAAAGGAAUUAUUUUACUGUUGCCAUGGAGUUUAUAAAUCAAUUUGGAUAUUUAUUACAAUUAAAAGAUAAUGAAAUUUGUACGACUAUUUGUAAUGCAUUGGAACAAUUCUAUUUUAAUGAGAUUCAAUUAAAUGAUAUAUAUGAAGAGCUUAAAGUACAACCAACAACAAAAACGUUCAACCAGAAAGUUGUUUGUAACAGUGAUAUCAUUGAAUCAUUAUUAAAAUGUUACUGUGAAACAGAUCCAUGUGAAGAUCUUUGCCUAACUAUACUGAAACUAAUGGAUAAACUAACGAAACAUUCAGAAAUUUGUUCAAAUAAAAUUAUAUCAAAAUUAGGCGCUCAAUUCAUUUGUAAUCGUUUGGUGUUACCAUUUUUAUCAAAUGAGUUACUAUCACGAUCUAUAUCUAUUAUUUGGAACUUAAUUGAUAAUGCAACAAAUGAUACAAUGAAAAUAGAAUGGAUGAAACAAGUUGGAAGUGAAGAAUGUCUAUUAAAACUUCGUGAUAUAUUCUUUACAUUAUUGGCACAAAGUCAUUCAAAUUUAUGUUGUCAUUUACGUAAUGAUAUAUUAACAAUUAUUUUAUUAAUUGUGAAACAUGCUAAUAUGCAUGGUUUAUUAAAAGAAAUACGUUUAAUAGAAUCUGGUUUAAUACGUAGAUUAGUACAUUUAUUAACAUUUGAUGAAUUUAAAUGUAUGAAUCCAUUAUUGAAAAAUUUGAAAUUAUUACCAAAUGAUGAAAAUUUCGAUAUGAAACGAUUAAUUCUUUCAAUACUUAUUGAGAUAUGUGAUGAUCCAGCGGCAAUUUAUACGAUGUCUACAUCAGGUCUAAUUAAAGGUUUAUUUCAAUGGAUAUGUCCAGUGAUACAAACAAACUCACAGCAACAGCAACAACCCGAGCAAAUCAAAUCUGACCUAAAUACAAGUCAAAUAGAAUCAUCCAAUUUGAUAGAUCAUAUCAAUGUCAAUAAUAAUUCAAAUGACAUAAAAUCUCCACCUUUACCACUUAAACAUUGUAGUUCCUAUUCACCAGAUGUAAAAAAACACACCAGUAACCAUGACAACUAUGAUCAUCUCAAUCAAACAUCAACAGUAGAGAAAAUAUCUGAAAAUCCACAUCAACUUGUUCAAUCAUUAGAUCUAUCCAACUAUGAAGAGAACAUGAACAGUAAUGAAUUUUCUGAAAGUAAACAAGAAAUUGAUUUAAUACGUAAAUGGCCACAAGCUUAUUUAGAAGAAUUACAUUUAUAUAUGCUUGAUUCAUUGGCUAUUUUAGCUCCAUAUUUAAUAAAUGAUUGUUUAAAUUAUGGAAUUCCAUCAAGAUUAUUCAUUUUAUUACAAUGGUGUAUAAGUCCAGAACCAUUUCUUGGACAAGGGAAUAGUUUUCAUGGUGUUGGUGGUCGUAAUAGUAAACGUGCGCAAUUACGUUAUUCAUUACGUUUAAUAAGAAGUCUUGUUGAAACGAAUGAUGAGCGUAUUAUUAUGGAUUUUGUCUCUCAAGGUUUUAUUCAAUUUCUUAUACCAUUAAUUUGUCCAAUAUCAUUCAAAAUGAAAUCAGAACGAUCCCAUGAUGAAUUAUUUAAAUUUAAUAAUAAGUUGUUAAUUAAAAAACAUUAUGCUAAAGAAAAUAAUUUCCAAACUAUCUAUUCAGAAUAUCAAGAAUAUUUAAAACAAACAAAAGAGAUUAUGGAAGAAGAUAUUAUAGGAUUAGAAAUGCAAUGUGAUAUACUACUUAUAUUAUCAAAAUUAUGCGGUGAUACAGUUGAAAGAAAACAAAUGAUCGGUGAAGAUGGUAUUAAUUCAAUUAUUAAAUUAAUAAAACAAUUAACAAAACGUUUUGCAUUUAUUAAAUCUAUUCAAUAUCGUUUACUUAUACAAUCAAAUGAAAAAUUGAAUAAAACCAUGGUAACAAAUCAAUUGAUUAUAAUUCAACAUGAACCAUUAAUACAAUUAGCUUAUUCAUUAAUUGAAACAAUAUGGUGUUGUAUAAUUGGUUCAAAUAAUUGUGAAAAUUAUUUUUUAAUGAAUAAUGGUGCAACAUAUUUACUUAAUUUAUUAGAGUGGUACCCACUUGAAUCAAUCAAUCAUCUUUUAGGUUGUUUAGUAGAUUUGACAGAGAAUCCUAAAUGUUUACCAUAUCUAUCCUGUUGGUCUGGAAUUCAUCCAUUGAAUGAUAAUCUUUAUGAUAAUGAUGAUUAUGAUAAAGAUAAUAGAUUUGCAUUGAGUAACACCAGCAGAAAUCCAAUGAAACAACAAUUAAGUCAUUUAGAAUUAACAACUUCUUUAUUGAUUAAAUCACCUGACCCUGUUGUCUCAACUAGAUUACACAAAAUUAUUUCAAACACUACUAAACAUACUACUGAUAACAAUAACACUAAUAAUAGUCAUAGUAAUCAGAUACAUUUAAACACGGCAAAUGAAAAAGGAGUGAAUUCAAAAGAGACUUUCAAUCAAAAUUCCAUAAAUCCUUGUGAAAUCGAAGAAGUUAAUGAUGAUGAUGAUGAUGAUGAAGAAUCUAUUAAUAUAUGGUUAAAUGGACCUAGUUUAGCACAAUUACUCUGUUAUAUUUGGAGAUGGGAAGAGAAAAGAUUGAAAAACCUUAAAAGUCAACAAAAACAAUUUCAUGUAGACAACGUACAAGAUCCCUCGGAGACAUCAGCAAUGAAGCAAAACACCAGCCUUCAAAUGAAUAUAUACGCUUUGUUUUUACGACUUGGUUUUAAUAAUCAAGAGAAUCUUACAUAUAAAGAUCAAAUUACAUUGAAGAAAAUAGAAUCGUAUCUUGAUUUGAAGGAACUACUUCUAUCAAUUUGGCGUUCAUCUUGGACCGAUUCAUAUAUCUGCCUGGUCCUACGGUGUAGCUGAUUGACUGACUGAUUGAUUUGUUGACUACUGAAUAAGUCACUUAGCUUCAUUCAUAUAGUAUACUUUGACCAAUGAUUAUAUUAAUAUUCCUAUUCCUUUAUUAAGGUUGCUGAAACUUGGACAAAUAUACAAACUGAUUUAUAUAAUCAACAAAUUCGUCCAAUUACACCAGAUAAAGAAUUGUUGUCAUGUAUAUCGGAAUGGUGUAAAAAACAAAUCGAUAAUGUACAAUAUAAACAACAAGAAAUAAUCAAUUCUACACAAACUUAUGAAUUAAGUGAAGAACAAAAAUAUUAUUCAUCAAUAAGAAAAAUUAUACGUAAUCAAGAAUAUGCUAUGGAAAAUUAUCAUGACUAUUUAGCAAGAACAUCAAAUCAUCAAUACCUUAAACAAGCUCGUAUUAAACAAUUAUCUGCAAUUAAUGCAUCACGUAUUGGACGACUGAAUGAUCCAAUUAAAACUUCAGAUCUCAAUGUGGAUAUUCAAAAAAGUAAAGCAGAAUCAGAUGAGAGCAAAGGUCAAUUAAGUAAAUGUUCAGUUCAUGAUAAAGAAUACAGUAUAUAUCAUAAAACAGAUAUUGAUAAGUUGAAUGUGACAGCUUUCUGUUCACAAACCAUUAACAUUGACUCAACACCAAAACACCUAUUUCAACAUCCAAGUAAAUUUGAAGAAGAAUUAAUCAAAUUAGUAGAAACAAAUGAACAAUUACAAUUAAAUGAUAGUGAUAAUAGUGAUAAUGAAAUAAAAAAUUAGAUUUGAUCAAAUAAAAUACAAACAAUGUCUUAGAUAUUUUCUUUGCUGAGGAGUCUCACACUGCGACGAAACAGCCAUCCAGUGCUUCCAGGUUUUC